Molecule: messenger RNA, 1053 nt
Organism: Saccharomycodes ludwigii
Lineage: Eukaryota; Fungi; Ascomycota; Saccharomycetes; Saccharomycodales; Saccharomycodaceae
Product: SDR family oxidoreductase
Exons: 1
Coding region: 1-1053 (350 amino acids)
Biological process (GO): steroid biosynthetic process
Molecular function (GO): 3-beta-hydroxy-Delta5-steroid dehydrogenase (NAD+) activity
Source: RefSeq, a predicted model, not a curated record
AUGCCACCUAAACAAGAAAAAGAAACUGUGCUUGUUAGCGGUGCAUCCGGAUUCAUUGCAGAACAUAUUAUUCAUCAGCUGCUAGAAACAAAUAAGUAUAAAAUAAUCGGUAGUGUUAGAACUCAAAAUAAAGCCGAUUUAUUGCACAAAUUAUUUGAAAAUACUCCAGAUUUAUCAUUUGUAAUUGUGCCAGAUCUUUCGUUUCCAAAUGCCUUUGAUGAAGCUUUUAUUAAAAUAGGUGAUCAACUAAAUUACAUCUUUCACACCGCAUCUCCUUUUUUCGUAUUUUCGGAAAAUCCAGAAAAAGAUUUGUUAAUUCCAGCUAUCAAUGGCACCAAAGCUAUCUUGGAAGCCACUGUGAAAUAUGCAUUCAAUGUUAAAAAAGUGAUUAUCACUUCUUCAUAUGCAGCUGUAACGACUCCAGAAAUAGAUGCUACAUCGGGAGAGAUAAUCACAGAGGAAAAUUGGAACCCGAUAACCUUGGGGGAGGGCUUGCAAAAUGGAAUCAAGGGAUAUUUUGCUUCCAAAACUUUUGCAGAAAAGGCUGCCUGGGAUUUCAUAAAAGAAAAUAAUAAAGUAAAAUUCACUUUGACCACCAUUUUGCCAACUCUGGUCUUGGGUGAACAGUUAUUUGAUCAAAAUAUUAUUCCUGGCAAGACAUUAAACACUUCUGCUGAACUAGUAAAUAGACUUGUCCAUUCAAACAUAGAUACACCAAUAGACAAUGAAAUAUAUGGUGCCUACAUUUCAGUACAAGAUGUAGCAAGAAGCCAUCUGGAAGUCUUAUUCAAUAACAAUUUAGAUGGGAAAAGAUUAUUGGUCAGUCAAGGAAGAUACACUUUGCAAACAAUUAUUGAUAUUAUCAAUAUAAAUUUUCCCACAUUGAGGGGGAAAAUUGCUAAAGGUGUUCGCGGAACUGAUACAGCUAAGAUUGCUUCCUUAGCUACUAUUAAUAAUUCUGUAACCAAAGAAUUGUUAGGAUUUAGAUUCAGAAAUUUGGAGAGCAUUAUUAUUGGAACUGUUGCUCAGAUUUUAAAAGUCAUAGGAAAAUGA